AUGGACGUCGAUCAGCACACUGUGGCCACCAUAAGCGAAAUCGACCGAACACUCAGAUCUCUUGGCAUACAAGAUGAUUACACAAGUACUCUUUCUCAGCCCUCCAUUACUUAUAGCCCUUUAGUUUCUGUAAGUACUGCAGUGACGCGAGCAAAUGGUGCUGCACAGACGAACAGGUCGACCUGUGUGAGUACCGGUGUCCAAAAAAGCCCGUCAUUGGUGCAACAAGGUGUUCAACAUUCUCCACAGCAACGUGUGACAUCGUCUCAGACAGAAAACGAAGCUGACACACAAGAGUGCUUUGAGAAAGUCGCGAGCUCAGUUGUAUCUGUGAGCGCUAUAUUGGAAGAGAAGCUUCAAGAACUCGAAUGCACCUCGAAUAAAUUAGAUGCACUUUUUGCAAAACUGACCAGACUGGAGGGUAAUGCUAACUCAGCGACAAAGUGCUUGCACCUUUUACAACAUAGAUGGACGAUAUACAUUCUGGAAAGGGAAGAGAUAUCGACUCGAAGUGUUCUGCUCAACUGCGAGUCCAAUACGCGGAUAGAACUCAUAUCCCUCCUGUAUGGCGAGUUGGUGCGUCUCGUUGCAGAAUCCAAAGAACGAGUGCUAUCAAAGCCUUUGAAUGGGCUAAAAAGACUUCUUCCGAAUCGGGUUAUAGCAAAUCCUAGCGUAGUCAAGGAUACACCGAACAGCUCCCUCAACGAUCUCACUGAGCUGCUGGAUGAGUGCUGGCGAGUUCUAGAUGAAUAG
Leishmania braziliensis MHOM/BR/75/M2904 is the source of this 753-nucleotide messenger RNA. RefSeq lists its product as hypothetical. The record is from RefSeq and is a predicted model, not a curated record. NCBI's taxonomy places the organism in Eukaryota, Euglenozoa, Kinetoplastea, Trypanosomatida, Trypanosomatidae. The transcript has a single exon. Bases 1 to 753 code for a protein of 250 amino acids.